AUGCCAGCAGUUUACUAUAGCUUGUGGUUAUGUUUAGUUUUGUGUCCGUAUGUAAUAACACAGUAUAUCUAUCCUAUAGAUGAUACACCUGGAUUUGGUAGAAGAUUUGAUGGUGUAGGGGGGUUGAGCGGAGGGGGAGCAACAAGUAAACUAUUAGUUAAUUAUCCACAACAACAGCGAGAUGAAAUACUUGAUUAUUUAUUCAAGCCAAAUUUUGGAGCUUCCUUACAUAUUCUUAAAGUGGAAAUUGGUGGCGAUGGUCAGAGCACAGAUGGAACUGAAGCUUCCCACAUGCACUAUAGCUGGGAUUUGAAUUUUGAACGAGGUUAUGAAUGGUGGAUGAUGAAGGAAGCGAAAAAGAGAAAUCCGGAUAUCAAAUUAUUCGGAUUGCCAUGGGCUUUUCCAGGGUGGGUUGGUGGAGGAACCUUAAGUCCCUACACAUAUCCAGAAGUGACCUCAACGUAUGUUUGUGAAUGGAUUCUCGGCGCUAAAAGAAUACACAAUCUUACGAUCGACUAUGUUGGGAUUUGGAAUGAACGGGAUUAUAAUGUUACUUAUAUUUUGACAUUAAGAAAGACAUUAGAUUCCUUUGGGUUACAACAUGUAGAAAUCGAGGCAGCAGAUGGAGGGAUAGAUAAGAUAGCCCACGAUGUACUUACAAAUCCAGAUCUAGCUCUUGCUGUUUCUAUUAUUGGAUAUCACCAGCCAAGAACUGACAGUGAUAUGACGGGACUUCAGACCGGUAAACCACUAUGGGCAUCUGAAGACUACAGUCAGCCACCAGAUAAUUACGGAGGAUCGUGUUGGGCCAGGACGAUCAAUCAAGAUUAUUCAAAUGGAUUUAUCACUGCUCAGGUAGCAUGGUGUAUUAUAAACAGCAUGUAUGAUGGUUUACCGUUUAAUGAUAACGGUUUAAUGCGGGCAAUAGAACCAUGGAGUGGAUCUUAUUAUGUUGCUCCUCCAAUCUGGGCUUCAGCCCAUACCACACAGUUUACCAAACCAGGAUGGAUGUAUUUAAAGCAUGGUUCUGGUGUUGGAAACUUCUCUAGAGGAGGUAGUUAUGUAACAUUUAUGAGCCCAGAUCAACAGGAUUUUACAGUAGUUAUUGAGACUGGGACAUUUAACCAUUCCCAUUGUCGCAAAGUUAUCGAACCAUUUACAGUAGAACCACAAGAUGUCAUAUUACAGCUAAAGGGGACAUUAGCGAAAGUUGAUCAGUUACAAGUGUGGUAUACCAAACUAACGUUUGAUGGAUCCAGCUCAACUAUAUUCCAAAAGAAAUCACCAUUAAAGGUUAUAAAUGGUGAAAUACGUCUAAGUUUAGAUAUUGAUGAGGUCUGGACAUUAACGACUAUUACUACUGGACAAAAGGGACAACACAAUCCCCCACCGCCACCAGCACCGUUCCCGUUACCUUAUACAGAUGACUUCGAAGUAUACCCUAUUUAUUCUGAAGCGUAUAAUUUGGUUGCUCAAGCUGGUUAUUAUGAGAUUACUGAUAUUGGAGCUCCACAAAAUAAAGUUAUCCGCCAGAUGUCACUUGAGAUGCCAGUUUUUUGGGGUAAAACAGAUAGUCUCGGAGUUACAUUGGCUCUGAUCGGGAAUGCUAACUGGACUGAUAUAAAUAUAUCUGUUGAUGCCCGUCCUGCUCCAGUAAAUGGUACCGAUGGUGUUUUCGUUGCCUGUAGAUUAUACAAUCUGGGUUUACGAGAUAGCAUCAAUGCUGGAUUAUACUUCUUCAUUUUCCCAGCAAAUAAAACAUUUGUAGUUUCUCGCGAUGUCGUCAGAAAACACGUAAUCUUACGCGGUCACCAUGCCGGAAUAACUGCUGAAUGGAAUCAACUCUCGCUAUCAGUAAAGGGAAGUGAAGCUGUAGGAAGUAUUAACAGUGUACAGGUCUUCAACACAAAAAUAUCAGGCGGUAUAAUUCAAGGUUUUGUCGGAUUGGGAACAACUUCUUAUAAACUGGCGGAUUUUGAUAAUUUAUAUAUAAGUAGACCUUAAAAUAAUCAAAUUUCAAUUUAUGAUUGAAACAGUAAUAAUUAAACUUUAUGAAUAUGAUUUAUUCAAUUUUAUCAAUUUGAAAAAAAUUAGAUAAAUUGAUUAUAUGAAAGGUAGAAUUAUUUCAUGUUUCACAAUCGAUUUUAAACAAUUUAUCAGUUGUAUUAUCUAUAUCAUUUAUAAAUAAUGUUAAUAACAUCGCCCCGAAAGCAGAUCCCUGUAGGAUCCCAUCGCCCAUUAACCCAAGAUUCAAGAUGCAUUUUUUGCAUUAGUCGCAAUAGUCAAAAUUAUUUACCCUGGGUAAAUGGAGUUAUUUACAUUAUUGACUUGGAUCAAAAACACAUAUAUUAUACUAUUUUGUAUUUGUUGCACGUACUUUUUAUGAAUGAACCAGCUCUUCGCAGGUGAUACCAAUAGUUUUUUUUUGUAUUCUAACAGAUAUAAAUUGCAUAAUUUAUGAAAAUUUUUUUUAUCAAAACAAAAUUGGCUAUUAUGCCUUGGUCCCACCGGGGAAAAAUCAUCGGCUAUGUGGAAAUAAACAAAUUUUUUCCCGAUGGCUCCUGAUGCACGAGGGAAAAACGUCUGAAACACAUUCGAGAGAAAUUUUUGUCAGUUCUCCCGAGGCCCCCCGAUGGUUCCACGUGGCUCGCGACGCUCCCGAAGCUUCCCUGGGACACAGGGGAACAUAUUCCCGACGCCUCCCGGCGCCCAUCAAUUUCCAUCGGUAGUACAUCCCCGAGGCUAAAAAUGCCCAGUGGGACCUCGGCAUAAGGUUCACCAUAUCCCCUGUAAUAAUACUAAUACAUCCGA
This is a messenger RNA of Patella vulgata (common limpet), 2811 nucleotides long. Its product is annotated as galactocerebrosidase. Gene Ontology annotation, biological process: galactosylceramide catabolic process. Bases 1 to 2004 code for a protein of 667 amino acids. The record is from RefSeq and is a predicted model, not a curated record. The transcript is spliced from 18 exons. Gene Ontology annotation, molecular function: galactosylceramidase activity. Lineage: Eukaryota; Metazoa; Mollusca; Gastropoda; Patellidae. Gene Ontology annotation, cellular component: lysosome.